This is a messenger RNA of Daldinia childiae, 951 nucleotides long. RefSeq names its product Protein bem46. NCBI's taxonomy places the organism in Eukaryota, Fungi, Ascomycota, Sordariomycetes, Xylariales, Hypoxylaceae. Gene Ontology annotation, molecular function: palmitoyl-(protein) hydrolase activity. The transcript has 4 exons. The coding region runs from base 1 to 951 and encodes 316 amino acids. Gene Ontology annotation, cellular component: membrane. The record is from RefSeq and is a predicted model, not a curated record.
AUGUCUCCUUCAGGAGCAUCAUCGUCACAUCUGAGCUAUCUGGAGCAGGCCGCCUCGCUCCUUUGUACCGUGGCCGCUUACAUGCGUUUGCCAGCUUUGGCCUCCACGGGUGUUGCCGCCGUUCUAACAACCCUACUAUACUUCAAGCAAAAAGCGCUAAUAUACCCAUCUCACAUGCCCCCGAAUGCUCGAACUAAUGUACCUCGACCUUCGCAAUUUGGUAUCAAAGAUUUUGAAGAAUUAGUUAUACCUACCAACGAUGGCGAGAAACUAUCGGCGUUCUAUAUACGCGGCCCGAAAGGUGGUCGUAAUUCCAAGUGUACUAUUUUAAUGUUCCACGGUAAUGCUGGCAAUAUCGGACAUCGGCUACCCAUAGCCCGCAUGCUCAUCAACUAUAUCGGUUGUAAUGUCUUUAUGCUCGAGUAUCGGGGCUACGGUUUAUCGACCGGAGAGCCGGAUGAGAAAGGGAUCGCAAUCGAUGCCCAGACCGCCCUAGAUUAUCUACGAAGUCGAGCUGAAACGAGCAGUCACAAGCUUGUUGUUUACGGACAGAGUUUGGGAGGAGCCGUCAGUAUUAAGUUGGUAUCGAAGAACCAACAUGCGGGAGAUAUUGUUGGUUUGAUAUUGGAGAAUACGUUUCUCUCCAUGCGAUCAUUAAUUCCAUCCGUUAUCCCCCCGGCGAAGUAUUUGACUAUGUUGUGUCACCAAGUCUGGCCAAGCGAGUCUAUUUUGCCGUCUAUAACAGAAGUUCCUAUAUUAUUCUUGAGUGGCCUUCAAGAUGAGAUCGUCCCACCCUCCCACAUGAGGAAACUAUACGAACUAGCUACUACACCCACUAAGAUAUGGAAGCCGUUACCGGGUGGCGAUCAUAAUUCUAGCGUAUUGGAGGAGGGAUACUUUGAGGCCAUAUCAGAUUUCAUAUCCAAUAAUGCCGGGGAUGAGAAAUCAUAA